AUGACCGAGGGGCCGUCCCUGCCUGUCCCGGGGUCUCAGAGCAGCAGUAACGAAUCCAGCGCCAACCCAAGCAGAGCACAGAGUGUAAGAGGCGGCAAAAGUGGAACGAGGCCCGCUCACAAAGUCAAGUUUUCUGUGGCAGCCGGAGAAGAAGAGGAGGAAGAGCGUGAAGAGACAUCAGGACAAGAAGCAGGCCGGAGGCGAGACAUUCCUCAGAUCCGGAUACCCUCGUCGGAAGAUGUGGCCGACAAUCUCCUAGCACCUGCAGACUGGACGGGAAGGACAAGUGCUGCUGCUGCGCAUGCUCAAGACCGUGCAAGUCGGUUAGCGAACAGACUCAGCAACACCUUUCCUGGCAGAACACAGGGAUCGCGACCAAGCUCGAUUGCGUCGGCGUCCUCACCUCUUGUUCCCCCGCCGUCACAACAGCAGGCAUACGCUUCCCCGAAUUCGUCACCACCAACUAAACCGCUGCGAGACUGGCUGGUUAACAUCGACGAUAUCCCCCUGGAGCCGCUGGAUAAGGAUAGGCGUCAAUACACACUGCACGACGACACCACGGACGAUGACGAAAGUGAUGAAGAGAACCCCAAACCCUUGAAACGAAAUAAUGAAAAUCUGGAGGAAGCCAGAAGGUUGAUCAGGACCUUAACAAGCGCCCAACAGCCGACCAAAUGGCAGGAUUCACCAAGAUCAGGGACACAGACCCCGGCUGCAGAUAAGCACGUGCACGACCUUGAAUACGUGCCCCCACCGGAUGAGUAUCGACCAGGCGUGUUCGGAGCGAUUCUUUCCUCAAAGCUAGCCAACCUGCAACGCGACGGCUUCGACCAUCAGCCAAGAUAUCUUGACGAACCCGGGAAGCACCAACACCGAGAUGGCGGUGUCGGUGGGCACCACCCGUACAGCCACUCGCGGACUGCCUCAGAGACGCAAGCCUCAUCAGGGGCGUCGUCCGGCCGAGCGACGCCGUCCAAACGGCCCAAGUGGUACGAAAAGUCACCCGCCAGCCAGUCCACGGGGUCGAUGGCAGCGCUCCUGGCGGGAGCGUCAGGUGCGGCGGGCGCCGUUGGGGCACCGAACACGUCGAACUACGUGCCGCGGCCGCCACGGCCACCGUUGCGACGGCCGAAAUCGUCGAGCAGUAUGAUUGCAACGGCAGUGGACAUGAUCAAGCAUCCUGCGAAUCACUUCCACCACCAGCAAAAGCACGAACGACUGCUCAAGGCGGAAGAAGAAAGGGUGGUGCACGACGUGGCGGAGAUCAUCGCAUGCCGGAAAUACCUCAAGAAACUGGCGCGGGCGCUCAUGGCGGUCGGGGCCCCAUCUCACCGACUGGAAGAGUACAUGAAGACGUCGGCGCGGGCGCUCAGCAUCGACGGCGACUUUUUGUACCUCCCCGGGGCGAUGAUCGUGUCGAUCAACGACAAACUCACGAUGAGCACGGAAGUAACGUUGGUACGGGAGUCUCAGAACGUCGACUUGGGCAAAUUCAAGGACGUGUAUUCGGUAUACAAGUGCGUGAUCCACGGCAAACUGACGGCCGAGGAGGGGACCCACGAACUCGAACAUAUCCGGACGGCACCGCAGCGCAACAAAUUGCACUGGGUGAUUCUGGCGUACGGCGUGGCCGCGGUCGCCGUGGGCCCGUUUGCGUUCUCCGCGCGGCCCAUCGACUUCCCGCCGAGUUUUGUGCUCGGCUGCAUUCUGGGGUUUUUGCAACUCGUCGUGGUGACGCGGUCGACGCAAUUCUCGCACGUUUUCGAGGUGCUCGCGACCGUCAUCAUCUCGUUCGCCGCGCGCGGAUUGGGAUCGAUCUACCACAACGGCAGUCCCGUGUUUUGUUUCUCAGCCAUCGCACAAUCCAGCAUUGCCUUAAUUCUACCGGGAUAUACAGUUCUAUGCGCGGCGCUGGAACUCCAAAGCAAGAACCUUGUGUCCGGGAGCGUCAGGAUGGUCUAUGCGAUUAUCUAUUCGCUAUUUCUGGGCUUUGGCAUUCUCAUCGGCACCGUCAUCAUGGGAUUGAUCUACCCGGGUGCCCAGAGCGAUGUGACAUGCGAGAUGCCAUGGUGGUGGAACUCGUCGUCGACCAGCUACCAACUGAUUUAUGCGCGGUUUAUCUGGGUUCCUAUUUUCGCCGUGUGUCUUGCCGUCAUCAACCAGGCCAAAUGGCACCAAGUCCCCGUCAUGACCCUCAUUGCCUUCUGCGGCCACCAGGCAACAUACUGGAUUUCGACUCGUUCCGCCAACAACAUCCAGGUCGCUAAUGCCAUUGGCGCCUUUGUUAUUGGAACCAUGGCGAACCUGUACAGUCGCUUUUUCCACGGUCUGGCGGCCGCCGCUAUGCUGCCCGCCAUCUUCGUCCAGGUCCCCUCGGGUCUUGCUGCGUCUGGAUCCCUCGUUGCGGGCGUCACGUCCGCUAACCAGAUUACCGGUAAUUCCACGUCCAGUGGGAACAGUGUUAGUGUCAUCAAUAAUGGCACCGCUGGCUUCUUGGAUGCUCAGGACGGCGCUGGCGUUACGGUUUACUCGGGCACCAUCUUCAAUGUCGGCUACGGUAUGGUCCAGCUGGCGAUUGGGAUUAGUGUCGGUUUGUAUUUGAGUGCUUUGGUUGUUUAUCCUAUUGGCAAGCGCAGGAGUGGCAUUUUUAGUUUCUAA
Messenger RNA from Exophiala dermatitidis NIH/UT8656, 2658 nucleotides. RefSeq lists its product as uncharacterized. NCBI's taxonomy places the organism in Eukaryota, Fungi, Ascomycota, Eurotiomycetes, Chaetothyriales, Herpotrichiellaceae. Gene Ontology annotation, biological process: transmembrane transport. Gene Ontology annotation, molecular function: transmembrane transporter activity. The record is from RefSeq and is a predicted model, not a curated record. Bases 1 to 2658 code for a protein of 885 amino acids. The transcript has 3 exons.